GUUCGCGAAAAUGUAAACAUCACAUGGACCUCGGCAGCGAGAGACGCCCCUUCCUCUCAGCUUUUCAUGUAAUACUCGCUUUCCAGGACUCAGGAAGGAAAGUUGACCAUGUCUGAGAUACAUAUUCCUGAGAGUGACGAUCCCGAUGGUGUUGUCGUAGCAACGGUAGCCACAAGAGCUGCCAGGAAUAGAGAGAGAAGUGGGAGUGCCAGAAAUCAUCACCCUGGGCCUGUUGUGGGACUCGUUACACCUCGUCUCCAUGAAGGGGAUACGGAAGAAUUAUUACCUAAUGAUGAGCUCGUUGAGGAUCCUGAUCAGGAGCUCUUCAUGUCGUGUCAGCUUACGAGCUCAUUCGGGGAAGAAAAGGGAAUCACAUGGUAUAAGGCAAUGUUUUUGAUAGUCAAUGCAGCAUUAGGUGCUGGGCUUCUUAAUUUCCCAAGAGCAUUCCAUGAAGCAGGUGGAAUUGUUUCCGGGAACUUAGUUCAUAUUAUAUUCACCUCCUUUGCCCUUGGCUCUCUCAUAAUCAUUGCAAGGUGUGCAAGUGAGAGAAAUUGUAAAACAUAUCAGGAGUUGAUUCUGCACAUGUGUAGCCCGGGAUGGAAUGUGGUAGCGUCUGUGUGUAUCUCCGUCUACUGCUUCGUCACCUGCAUCACGUUCAUCAUCAUCAUUGGAGACCAGUUUGAUAGAGCUUUUGCCUCAUUUAUUGGGAAGGAUUUCUGCCAUUCAUGGUACUUAAACCGCAAAUUCACCAUGACUAUUUCGUCACUGUUGCUCGUCUUCCCUUGCUGUUUCAAGCGAAUAGAUGGACUAAGGUUUAUGAGUUAUGUGGGUGUCCUUGCCAUUUGGUACUUAAUGGCAGUGAUUGUAGCUGAAUUCUACACCAAGAGUUACCCCAAGGGACCCGUGCUUGUCUAUGAUCUGGAGUGGUCUCAGAUUUUCAAUGUAGUACCAACGAUAUGCUUUGGGUACCAGUGCCACGUAAGCAGUGUCCCAAUAUAUUCGUGCCUGAAACAACGAGAUUCACAGACUUUUACCAAAGCCUGUGUAUCUGCAGUCUUCGUGUGCUUGCUUGUGUACACAAUAUCGGCCAAUUAUGGAUACUUGACGUUUGGUUCUCUUGUUAACGCGGAUGUCUUGCUUUCCUAUGAUGCUUUGGAGCCGCAGGUCCUUAUUGCUGACAUCUUGUUGGCUGUGAAAUCCUGGACAACGUAUCCCAUUCUGUUGUUUUGUGUGAGGGAAGCCAUGGGAGAUUUGUAUGUGCAAGUGAGAUCUCUCUCUCCAGCGGAAGCAUCGGUGAAGGAACCACUGAGACGAAAGGUGAUCGCCGUGUUUCUCUGGGCAACUUCCAUAUUAUUCGCUGUUUUCACACCAAACAUUAACAUUGUUGUGAAGCUCCUUGGAAGUCUGGCUGCAAUAUUCAUCUUUGUCUUUCCUGGUAUGUGUAUGGUGCAGCUAGUGUUGGCCGACAUGGAAAUCAAUGGAACAGCAAGACGAAGCAGAAACGUUACGUUGUUCCUGGUAGCAGCUGCGUACAUUGUUGUGGGAAUGUUUGCCUUUGGCCUGGCUUUUACUUUAGGCAUUCAGCACAUACUUCAUCCAGAUAGUGUUGUGCCAAUAUGCAAAUGAGGAAUGUAAACUCUCUUAUGUGUGCAGACGUUGUCCUUGAUAUCCGGCUAUGUGAAUCCAUCCAUUUUAUCUGCUUUUUGUAUGUGUGAGUGUAUACAAUUUUAUCAAUUUUUUUUUGUGUAUGUAUUUUAUUGUUGUCUUGGCAGAGAAUGGAUUUCUUACCUUCUACUUUUAAAACAUAUAUACUUAUAUAAAUAUAAAGGAUAAUAUUAGUGUGAGUGUUUAAGUGUUUUAUUAAGAAUUAAAUUUGCUCAAAGCUAGAGAGUGAAGGGAGUAAGUUUGGUUGAAGGAAAAUUGUGCGAGAGGUUCUGUUUUAACCUUUCAUUUUUUCAUAUAUUUUUGGAACAUCAUGAUUUUUUUAAUUGUGGUAUUAAAAGAUUUUAAUAUUUGCUUGACUUGAAUACACAUAUAUAUAUAUAUUUGCAUUGUAUUUUUAUACAAAAAUCUUUAAUUCUCAGUUGUAUAUGAUUAGUGUUUAAUUAUAAGGUUGACGAUGCCUAUGAGUGAGAAAAACAUAUAGGUAAGAAAUGUGACAAUUUUACACAGAUGGGAUGAGAGUAUAUG
This is a messenger RNA of Penaeus monodon (black tiger shrimp), 2190 nucleotides long. Its product is annotated as putative sodium-coupled neutral amino acid transporter 7. The coding region runs from base 109 to 1626 and encodes 505 amino acids. Gene Ontology annotation, biological process: amino acid transmembrane transport. The record is from RefSeq and is a predicted model, not a curated record. The transcript has 11 exons. Gene Ontology annotation, molecular function: amino acid transmembrane transporter activity. Lineage: Eukaryota; Metazoa; Arthropoda; Malacostraca; Decapoda; Penaeidae.